This is a messenger RNA of Exophiala bonariae, 519 nucleotides long. RefSeq lists its product as uncharacterized. Gene Ontology annotation, cellular component: plasma membrane; eisosome. The transcript is spliced from 3 exons. Lineage: Eukaryota; Fungi; Ascomycota; Eurotiomycetes; Chaetothyriales; Herpotrichiellaceae. The record is from RefSeq and is a predicted model, not a curated record. Gene Ontology annotation, biological process: eisosome assembly; protein localization to plasma membrane. The coding region runs from base 1 to 519 and encodes 172 amino acids.
AUGGUGUCCCGAGUAGUAAAUCUCGGCCUGAGAGGGUUUGAGUUCCUAUGCACCCUCAUCGUGUUGGCCCUGGUGGGCAACAUGAUCGCAAGCGCUUUCGCCGGCAACCCAUCCUUGAUCAACUACGAUAUGUUCGUGGCCGUCUUUGGCAUGCUGUCAUUGUUCUACUUGACAGCAAUCGCCUUCAACGAUUCCUUCACCGGCCACUCAAUCAUCCCCGUCGUCCUCGACACUCUCAAUGUUCUCUUCUUCUUCUGCGCCGCUGUCGCCAUGGCUGCUGAGCUUGGUGCUCAUUCUUGCAGCAAUCGGUCCUAUACUGAAAGUAACCACAUCACCAACGGUUCUCGCAACACCGGGGGUCGAUGCCGAGAGGCCCAAGCCACGACCGCGUUCUUGUGGUUUGCCUUUGCCGCUUGGACGGCAAGCUUGGCUUUCACCUUCCUUGGAGCCCGAAGUGGUGGUGUCAAUCUGAGAGGCGGCCUUGGACGAAGAGGUGGGCCAGCCAUGUCUCAGGUGUAG